AUGCGUUUCGCUGGCAUAAUCGAUCCAGAAAUGCAUAGAGAAGCAGAAAAAAUUCUGAUAAAAAUAAGUCAUCUUUUCCAAGUACAAAAUGAUUUUUUGGAUUAUUACAGUAAAGAAGAAAUCGGAGAAAAAAGGGGAACUGACAUACAAGAAGGAAAAUGUACAUGGCCCAUUGUAGUUGCAUUGCAGCGAGCUACAGCCGACCAAAAGAAAAUUUUAAAAGAAUGUUAUGGAAGAACUGAUGAAGAAAAAGUAAAACGUGUGAAAGAAAUUUAUGAAGAGAUAGGUAUAUCAAAUAUCUAUUUGGACUACGAAGAAGAAACGCAUAAUUUAUUGAAUACAUAUAUACAACAAUUAUCUUCGAAACUUCCGACUGAAUACUUUUUAUAUUUACUUGCUACAUCAUGUAGAAAAAUAGGACAAAAAGAUUGUACAAAAUUUUCCAAAAAUAUGGGAUCACACAUUCAAUUAUUCAGAAAUUCUUAAGAUAAUAUCA
Messenger RNA from Apis dorsata (giant honeybee), 496 nucleotides. RefSeq names its product farnesyl pyrophosphate synthase-like. The transcript is spliced from 3 exons. Bases 1 to 486 code for a protein of 161 amino acids. Gene Ontology annotation, molecular function: (2E,6E)-farnesyl diphosphate synthase activity; dimethylallyltranstransferase activity. Gene Ontology annotation, biological process: trans, trans-farnesyl diphosphate biosynthetic process. Gene Ontology annotation, cellular component: cytoplasm. The record is from RefSeq and is a predicted model, not a curated record. NCBI's taxonomy places the organism in Eukaryota, Metazoa, Arthropoda, Insecta, Hymenoptera, Apidae.